AAAAUAAUCACUUUGUUGACACAUUGGUAAAUUUGAUAAGAGUAGUGUCCCUUAGGUCAUAAAAACGCUUGAAAUCAAGCGGUCAGCAAGCGCUUCGGACAAAAGAUCAUUCAGGAAAUUCGUCAUUUUUAUUGACAGAUUUCUGUAAAGGUCAACAUUAACUAUGUCAUCAAGUACUAUAACUGUCAAACCUCGUAGAAAAACCGCCCAGUCACCGCCCCCAACAGCACAAUCAACCAAUCAAAAUAAAGGAACUGUACUUUUGCGCAACCCACUACCCAGGUACAGUUUUGAUCAGAAGUCAAAAACUGGAAAAUCAAAGACUGAAAAGAAAAUAUCUGUAGAAUCUGACUCGAAUAAAGAUGCGACUGACGAUAAUCUGACAAAUGCUGAAAAGCUAAAGAAUUCUAGUGUUUCCUCUUCGCAGUCAAAUAUUACAGAGCCAGUUGCUGUUUGCAAGCUCGUGGCAUCAUUCCCGCAAAAUUCAAUCGGAGUGGAAACUUUACCAGAAACUUCAUUUGUGUCAAAACCUGAAAAUUGUGAAACUGGCUUGAAAGAUAAACCAGUCAAUAAAGUGGGACCAAUUAGUAAAACACUCACCCAUUCAGUCAGUGAUUCAGUUAUAAGUGUUCAAAAUAAUUUAGAAAAUGGUGCUUCAUCUCCACAGACUGGGACCCACAAUCAAGAGACACAUGUUUUAGACUGUGACUCUGGUGGGAACCAGUCUACAAGUACUGGUUCCCUGUCUGACGAAAAAUGUAAAUGUUCAGAGAAAAUUAAACAUCUUGAAGAGGAGAAACAACUUCUGAAGAAUCAGCUAGAAGUUCAGCUUCAGGUUAAUCAGGAACUGAAGAAACUGCUGGUAGCCUCUGUUGGUGAUGAUCUCCAGCAUAGAGUGGAAAGACUUACUAGGGAUAAGGCUCAAAUGUCUAUGGAGAUUGGAGAUUAUUUCAAGAAGAUGUCAGAUGAUUAUGAACAUUUAGAUAAAAUCUCUAUACAAGCUGAUAUGUGGAGGAGCAAAUACUUGGCAUGCAGGGUAAUGGCAGAUGAGCUGGCCUCAUCUAAGGCAUUUUACUCCUCCCAGUUUGAAGAGUGUCAGAUAGCCAUACAGAAACUUCUUAAUGAAAGACAUCAACUACGGACAAAUCUCUACGACACCUACAGGGGCCUAACACAAAUCCAGGAGGCAUUUGAUCCGUUAGGUAGCCUUACAACAGGUUCUAAACUGCUGACCUCUAAAUGUACCAUUGACCUUGCAAGGACCAAUCAGCAUCUAGUAGACACCAUUAAGUACCGCCUCCUCCCAAGUCAUGUGACCAGUGCAAUGAAUAAUAAGUUAGAAACAGAUUGGCAUGAUUAUCUGACACCAGCGGAAAUCUAUGCUCAAGAGUUGCUGACACGUGAGAUGAGACCGGAGGACUUCAGAUGUUUGAUCCCGGCGAGAUCGAUAAUGGCGGCACCUGGAGCGAUGUCUGUUGACAGAUUUCACCCAUGUGCCAACUAUGAUAAUCUCACAUUAAAUGUGUGCUGUAAAUGCAAAGGGGAGAUAAGCAUUGUUUAAAUGUUGAAAUUCAGUAACAAUAACUCAGACAGUAUUUCCUACAUAGUCAAAAA
This is a messenger RNA of Ruditapes philippinarum (Manila clam), 1614 nucleotides long. RefSeq names its product golgin-45-like. Gene Ontology annotation, cellular component: Golgi membrane. NCBI's taxonomy places the organism in Eukaryota, Metazoa, Mollusca, Bivalvia, Venerida, Veneridae. Gene Ontology annotation, biological process: Golgi to plasma membrane protein transport; Golgi organization. The coding region runs from base 164 to 1561 and encodes 465 amino acids. The record is from RefSeq and is a predicted model, not a curated record. The transcript is spliced from 7 exons.